Lotus japonicus is the source of this 895-nucleotide messenger RNA. Its product is annotated as glutathione S-transferase U23-like. The record is from RefSeq and is a predicted model, not a curated record. Gene Ontology annotation, molecular function: glutathione transferase activity. Gene Ontology annotation, cellular component: cytoplasm. Bases 1 to 354 code for a protein of 117 amino acids. The transcript is spliced from 2 exons. Gene Ontology annotation, biological process: glutathione metabolic process. Lineage: Eukaryota; Viridiplantae; Streptophyta; Magnoliopsida; Fabales; Fabaceae.
AUGGAAGAUGAGGUGAUUCUGUUGAAUUUCUGGCUUAGCCCUUAUGGGAUGAGGGUCCGGAUUGCGCUAGAGGAAAAGGGCAUCAAGUAUGAGAACAGAGUAGAGGACUUCAGCAACAAGAGCUCUUUACUCCUACAAAUGAACCCAAUUCAUAAGAAAAUACCAGUCGUCAUUCACAAUGGCAAACCCAUCUGUGAGUCACUCGUUACUAUUGAGUAUAUAGAUGAGGUUUGGAAUCACCAAUCUCCACUGUUGCCUUCUGAUCCUUACCAGAGAUCCCAAGCUAGAUUCUGGGCUAAUUACAUUGACACUAAGAUAUAUGUGCACGGUUGCCAUCAAAUUCUGGAAAACUGAAGAAGGGGAGGAGAAAGAAGCUGCUAAGAAAGAGUUGUUUGAGCAUCUUAAAUUGCUGGAAGAACAGCUGGGAGACAAACCCUUUUUUGGUGGAGAGAACCUUGGUUUUGUGGAUGUGGCACUUGUUCCUUUGUUUUGUUGGUUAUAUACCAAUGCUUUAAGUGGAACUUUCAUGGACGAAAACCAGUAUCCCAAUAUCAUUGCUUGGGCCAAGAGGUGCACUGAUAAAGAGAGUGUGUCCAAGUCUUUUCCAGAUGAGAACACGAUCAAACGUUUUGCUGAAGAGAGACGUCUUUUACGUCAAGGAGAAUAGAGGCAGAAUGAUAGAAUAAGAUUGCCUCUAAGUACUUAGCUGAAGUAUGUUCUCAAUAAUGGCAUAUGACCAAACCGCACUUAGAUGUGCCCUUGGUUUUGCUACUUAUAUUUCUCUUAGUGCAUGUUUGGAAUAAAGUGAAAAAUUACGGUGGGUUGAAGCAGUUUCUCUUAACUUUUGUGGCUACUCAUUGUGAUUUUGACUUCAGCGUGAUUUUUUGCCCUAUAU